AUGUUUGCACAAAACUUAAUUAAAAAAAUUAUAUCAGCUGCUAAAUUAGGUGAUGAUGAUUUAGCAACUAUUCAAAUACUUCCUUACCUAUUCAAACCAGUAAAUAUUAAAAUUCCAAAGAAGACUGCCAAUGAAGACAAUCAAAAAACAGUUAAAUAUUGUAUGCGGAAACCAUCAAAAUUAGAACAAGCUAGUGCUGUGAUAGUCAAUAUCACAAAUAGUAAUGACAUCAAGACAACCCAUGAACAAAAAGUGAAUAGAGCAUUUAUUAAUAAUUUAACUGUUCAACUAUAUAUCGCCAUCGUGGGGAAUAUUGAAGAUGCUAGUAGUGUAUUGAACUACUAUACUGUAAUUGACAAUAUUUAUUACAAACUCGAAACACCAAUUAAGGCCUUAAAUAUUUGUUUUAAAUCAUUCCAUGCAUUAAAUUUAAACUAUCCUCCAGAAGCUGAGCAGGUUUGA
Sipha flava (yellow sugarcane aphid) is the source of this 462-nucleotide messenger RNA. RefSeq lists its product as uncharacterized. The record is from RefSeq and is a predicted model, not a curated record. NCBI's taxonomy places the organism in Eukaryota, Metazoa, Arthropoda, Insecta, Hemiptera, Aphididae. The transcript is spliced from 3 exons. The coding region runs from base 1 to 462 and encodes 153 amino acids.